AUGAGACAAGCGCCUCAUGAUCGAUUCGCACUUUCCACCAGUACCAGAAAUAGGAUAGCACUAAACAGUUCUCACACUUGGUCUGGAUAUUGCGCUAUUUACACGCAAACCUCGAAAUCUGUCCUGGUCCCAUCUUUGAUUAGAAUUGCUGUUCCCGAUCACACUAGUGAUAACUGCAGUGCUGGCACCAUGUUCCAAGAUUGGGGAUUGUGGUUCCAUGAAG
This is a messenger RNA of Paraglomus occultum, 223 nucleotides long. Lineage: Eukaryota; Fungi; Glomeromycota; Glomeromycetes; Paraglomerales; Paraglomeraceae. The record is from the annotation of a GenBank genome assembly.